This is a messenger RNA of Oncorhynchus kisutch (coho salmon), 1032 nucleotides long. Its product is annotated as matrin-3-like. Gene Ontology annotation, molecular function: zinc ion binding; nucleic acid binding. The transcript is spliced from 3 exons. Gene Ontology annotation, cellular component: nucleus. The record is from RefSeq and is a predicted model, not a curated record. Lineage: Eukaryota; Metazoa; Chordata; Actinopteri; Salmoniformes; Salmonidae. Bases 108 to 332 code for a protein of 74 amino acids.
UCAGUGAUGACCCUGCCCCUUCCUCCAUCUUCUCUUUCAUCUCAGUGGUGUCUAAGCGAAGGAGGACAUCUCAGGAGGAGAGAGAGGAGGAGACGGUGAGGAGGAAGAUGAAGAUGGAACCCCUCUUUUAUAAAGACUACAGCAUCCCUCCCUUCAACCCUGACAGCCCUGUCGGCAUGGAGUUUCUGGUCCCCAAGUCAGGCUUCUUCUGCAAGGUGUGUUCUAAGUUCUAUAGCGGAACUGACGAGGCUGAGAAGAACCACUGCAAGACCCUCAAACACCAUCAGAACCUGGAGAAAUCCCUGGAGAAGUGGAGAGUGAAGAAAGACUGACUCCGUGAUGAGCUGAAGAGUUAAAUAUUGACUGUCUGUGUCCCAACCACGGACUGGUUCAUUCCUGUCUUAACUCUUUUCCCACUUCCUUGUUUUUGUUUUUCUUCCCCAUGGGUCCAAUCUCACUCUCUCUCUCUCUCGCUCUCUCUCACACACACACACUCACAACUAUAACUGUUUCUAUGUUAGUUAUUUUCCCAUGAUAUAGAAGAGGAGUGACUCAAUAGAGAGUAAUUAAAUUAGAAACCCGUGUACAAUGAAAAUAAAGUGUUUUAUUCAAUCGCCGUGUCUUUGUUUUGAAAUUGAAACCAUCCUUUGAAGACAUGUUUACCAGAGUCACCUUUUACCCUUAUUCAAUACAUCUUUAUUCAUCCCCACCAGGGCAAUUCUGUCUAUAUACUUACGCAUUAUCCUGAUUUGAAUACUGUUAAUUCAGCAGUGUGGUGUCCAUGCACACAAAGGGAAAUGUACUGAUUUCCAUGUUCAAGUCAUGCAUGGACCAUUAGCUUCCCCUAGCUAGCCACUGUGCUAAAACGGCUAACCUCCUGUUACCAUGGAAAUAUAUUAGACUUGGCUUUAGUUAAGGUAUCGCGCUCUUUUAUAUACUGUAGCUAUUUCAAAUACAUUCCAAUGACUCACUACUUCACUGCAACAGUUGAUUUCUGUAAAAGAGAAUUCUGUCAACAUAAAUAAAUUAAAA